AUGAACUCUCUGAAUAUCCUCUCGGCGCGAGUUUCGCCGCCGCAGACGCCAUCGCCCUCGCGAAGCGCCUCGUAUGCCAACCUCUCCUCGUCAGUUACAGCCACAGGGUCCAGAAGGAACUCGCGGGCAGCGCUGGAAGAAAAGGGAGAAAGGGAAGGGGGUGCUCACGACGCCGAUUUCGACGACGAGAAUACGAUACAUGAAGAUACCCCGUUGUUAAACAAAGAAGCUGAUGGAUACCCGGGGGUGACGCAGUCUGGUUGGCACAUGUUUCCUAAGAGAAUAUCGGCUGCGGUGAUAGAGUCAAUACGAUGGGUCCUUUCAACAUUCGCGGCCCCAGGUGUAUACCUGAUCGCAUGUCUGUAUGAUGAUAAGGGAAUCUUUGCGCCAUUUUCGCAGCUUAGAAAAUUCGGUACAGCAUUCUAUGGGAAUGGGAGACGGGGGUCCGCCGGUCAACUCGGAAUGUCAUCACAGGAAUUGCGCAUGCGGGAAUCAAAUAAUGGGAAAUCAUCACAUCGUCGAGCUUCCCUAAAAGGUAGCAGGAAAAUAUCAUCCAACUCUUCUUCGUCAGGCCUCUCAUCCGAAUCAGAAUCAGAAAGAGAACGUUCCGUCAAUGAAUCUGGGAUAUCUUCCUCCGGUAGGUUGGGCCAUCACAGCCGCUCGAAAUCGGUAGAACCUGUAGGCGAGACCACUCCAACGAGACGCUCAAUUCGAAUAAGACUGCAUAAUGAGGAUAGCUUGCGCCAGAGGAAACCUGGCCGUACACGAUCCGCAAGCACCCAAAGCAACGGUUCCGGUGGCGCGAUGUCAUCGACAGAUGUAUCCCCUGCUUCUAUCAAGUCACCAACUUCGCCUGCUUCAUCACUUCUCAUGACCAAAUACCCCCGCGCCCCUGCAGCACCUCGGCCACUCAUUCCACAGCGGCAGCCUUCAUACGUGCUUCCAGAUGCGGCAAACGGGAAAUUGAUACAAAAGACCUUGAUCCUUGAUCUAGAUGAAACAUUAAUACACAGCAUGGCCAAAGGCGGUCGCAUGAGUACAGGUCACAUGGUUGAAGUGAAGCUCAAUACUGUCGUUGGUGCUGGUGGCACUGCAACACUAGGACCACAACAUCCUAUUCUGUAUUAUGUUCACAAACGGCCGCACUGUGACGACUUUUUACGAAAGGUAUGUGGAUGUAUAUCAUUCCUGAUGCUGGGUAUCUACUAAGUAAAAUCAGGUUUGUAAGUGGUACAAACUAGUCAUUUUCACAGCUUCUGUUCAAGAGUACGCAGAUCCAGUGAUCGACUGGCUGGAGCAGGAGCGCAAAUUCUUUUCUGGUAGAUACUACCGUCAACAUUGUACCUUUCGUCAUGGCGCUUUCAUCAAGGAUUUGAGCUCUGUGGAGCCUGAUCUCAGCAAAGUCAUGAUUCUUGAUAAUAGUCCCUUGAGUUAUAUGUUUCAUCGAGGCAGGUUUACCCUUUCUUUUGAUGGCGCGCAAAAGACUAACCUUUUCACAGACAAUGCUAUUCCAAUAGAAGGAUGGAUAAAUGAUCCAACCGAUAAUGAUUUACUGCAUUUGGUGCCUCUAUUAGAAGGAUUGCAGUGGGUGACCGAUGUCCGGGCCCUACUUGGUUUGCGGGGAGGAGAGGAUGGCAAGCAAUAG
Hymenoscyphus albidus is the source of this 1645-nucleotide messenger RNA. The record is from the annotation of a GenBank genome assembly. NCBI's taxonomy places the organism in Eukaryota, Fungi, Ascomycota, Leotiomycetes, Helotiales, Helotiaceae.